Messenger RNA from Bursaphelenchus okinawaensis, 9525 nucleotides. NCBI's taxonomy places the organism in Eukaryota, Metazoa, Nematoda, Chromadorea, Rhabditida, Aphelenchoididae. The record is from the annotation of a GenBank genome assembly.
AUGUGGACACAGGCGUUUACGUAAGUCAAGGCUUUAUUGUGCGACUUGCGGGUGACAUGUUAUACGUUUUAUGAUUGGGUACGGGUUUUUAUGGUAAGAAAUGAAAGUAGGGAGGAAAAGGGGUAGGGUAAAGGAAAAAAGAAGGCGAUGGGUAGAGGGAGGUUAAAAGAAGGGGUGAUGAAGAGAUAUAGUUUAAUAAAGGGCAAAGGUUAACGUGUAGAGGAAUGGUGAGGGGAGGGGAAGGUGUUCUUGCCAUUUUAUGUCUUUUAAAGAAAGUUCUGGUUGUUUUCUGCUUUGUAAAGAAACUUCUUGCCAUUUUAUGAUUUGUAAAGAAAGUUCUUGCCAUUUUAUGAUUUGUAAAGAAAUUUCUUGCUAUUUACGCUUUAAAAAAGCCAUUUCUGAAUUCUGCAGCCUGCGGGUAACAACUUAUACGAUAAAUAUAACUUUUGUCUACUCAAAGUUCAACUCUCCCAACCAAGUAUAAUGUGUCAAUGUUUCAAACGCCAAUUUAUAUAAAUGUAACACUGGUUAUUACUCCCACCAGCUCUGGUCCUAAUGGGUUUGCGUAGAAUAUCAUCACCUUCUAAUUGGACUGAUAUAAAUAUAGUUUUCGGGGCGGUUUCGGAAUAACUUUCGCGGUAAUCCCAUUUUGGCGCUGUUUUACGUUUUUUCGACCGGUUUUCGGCCGAAUUUUAAUAAAUUUUUUCAAAUUUUGGCGUUUUAAAAAAGUUCUUGCCAUUUUUCGACCUGUAAAGAAAGUUCUUGCAAUUUUGUGCUUUGUAAAGAAAGUUAUUGCAAUUUUUUGUUCUGUAAGGAAAGUUCUUGCCAUUUUUCGAUUUGUAAAGAAAGUUCUUGCUACUUUUUUCUGUAAAGAAAGUUUUUGCUAUUAAACUUAAAAGUUUUAGUUGUGCAGUUUGCAAGUGACAAGUUAUACGAUGAAAAAGAUUUUUUUGGGUUAUAAAAAUAUUGUGGCUGGGCGGGGUGAUUUAUAUUUGGAAUAUUAAAGGGGUAGGGGUUCAAAUUUUUUUUUGUAAAACGCAAGUACCCUACCUUACCCUACCCUACCCUACCUUAUACUUCAUGUUAACGUACCCUACUGUACCCUACUCUAACUUACCCUACCCUACUCGACCCUAUCUAACAUAUCGUACUCUACAUUACCUUAUCCUAACACACCGUACCCUACCUUAUCUUACUCGAACUUACCUUACUCUACUUUUUACUUACCUUAAAAUCCAUUACCAUACCCCCUGAUCUUUAUUUUUCUUCCUCAUUGCUCACUUCUCUUCCUCAUAAGCUCAUUACCCCUGCCUAAACUUACGAAACCUUAAGUUUUGUUUAAAUUUAUGGAUUAUUUCCAGCCGACUGCUCAAAUUUUGGGUCGUUUUUAGCCAAACUGCAAUUUAAUAAACCAAAAACGCUGCCAAAACAAUCCCCAGAUUGUAAAUAACGCGGCCGAAUAGGGGGGUUAUGUUAAUUCGAAUUUGGCUAAUUUUAAUUCCACACGCGAUAUAGUUUUAAACAAGUUGAGGACAAGAAAAGGCACGACUCCUCAAGUUGGCGGUAAAGUGGGUAAUAUUGUUGUGAAAUGGGCUACAUUUUUAGAUAAAAUUUUUUGUUUUUAGGCCUUUUGUAGGCAUUUUCAGACCUUUUUUAUUGACUUAAAGUAGGGUAGGGAAAAGUAAUGUAGGGCACGGACGUUUGUGGGGGUUCGGGGAGACUCCCCCCCAGAGCCGAUCUGAAAAAAAUGUACAGGUACCUGUACGUGAAAAAACGAAAAAAAAAUGUUUUUGGGUUCCACCCCCCAAAGAAAAACCCUAACGACGUCCCUGAUGUAGGGUCAUGUAGGAUAGACAUGAAGAACGGGCCGGCUCAGCCGGUUUCCACGUUAAAAAAAUUUGGACCAGGCCGGGUCUGAGCAAAAUUUUCGAUCGGCCGGGCCUAACAUUCGGUCCGUUCUUCAUGUUCAAUGUAGGACAGGGUAGAGUAAUGUAGGGUCAUUUAGCACAGGCUAGGGUAACAUUUUCUAGUACAAGCUGGUUUAAUAGGCUAAAAGAUAUAUAUUGUGCGGCCUGCAGUUGACAGUUUAUACGAUGAGUGGGGUUUUUUAGCAUUUUGGGUAGGGUUAGGCGUUUUGCUCGUAAUAAUAAUGGGAUGAUAAAAUUAAAGUUUUUUUUGGCUAGGCCGGCAAAAAACUAAGUUAUGGUUAGGGCUAGACUAAAGCUAGAGCUAGGGCUCUGGGCUAGGGCUCUGAACUAGGGCUCUGGGCUAGGACUCUGGGCUAGGGCUCUGGGCUAGGGCUCUGGGUUAGGGCUAGAACUGAGACUUUUCUGACGCUUGAAUUUAGGGUAGUGUGAGGGGCCUUUCUGGGCGCGGGCCAGUGGAAUUAAAGUUUUUGUUUGGCUAAUGUAAGCUUAGGGUAUGGGCAAAAGAAAAAAUAAGUUAUGGCUAGGGUAGAGUAAUUUAAGGGUGAAGCUCAGGCUGGAACUUGCUGUAGGGAUAAGGUUAGAGUUAAGGUUAAGACUAGGGCUAGGGCUAGGACUGGGAUUCUGGUCUAGGGCUCUGGGCUAGGGCUAAGGCCAGGGUUAGGGCACUAGGCUAGGGCUAAGGCUAGGGCUAGCGAUUUUGGGAUUCUAAGGAGCCUAACACAAAACCCACUUAAAAUUACUCUCAUUGGUCUAUUCCCGUCUACAUUACCCUUAUAUUUUUUUUCUACUACAUAUAGUAUUUAGGUAACACUUUUUGAUAUUAUAGGUUGUAGCCAAGCUUGCAUUGUCUUCUCGACCACUCUCCAACCUUAUUCCCAAACUUAUUUCGAAACUUUGUAUGAAUGACUGGAAGGUAAUUUCCCAAGAAAUUAAAAUUAUGUCGUUAAAUGGGUUCCAAAGGCAUUUCCGGCCGUUUUACCGAUUUUUCCUUCGGCCACGUCUGGCCAAAAGUUACUAAAGCCGCUUAGGGGAUGUUCAAGGGGGCUUGCAACAUUGGGACGGGGUAAUGUAUAGCGUGAUGGUUGGGUUCGGUGAAGUAGAUGAAUGUGUGGUAGGGUAGGGUAAGGUAGGACAGGUUAAGUUGUGUUAAAAUAGGUUAGGGUAAUAUCUUUAGGCCUGUUGUCAAAUCUACCUUACCUUCCCCAAGGUAAGGUAGAUUUGGCAACAGGCCAGGCUGAAAAAUCAGGGCCUGGCCCAGGUUUGUUUCAAUAUUUUCUUGGCUCGGCUUAACUCGAUUCGCAGGCCCGAUUGCCAGGUUCAGAGUAGGGUCAAUGAUCGUAGGGUAGGGUAGCAUGUAUUGUAACGCAGGAUAGGGCUACUUAUAAAAUGAGAUGAAGAUGAAAAUAUUGGGUGGGGUAAAAAGAGGGGAAGUGAAAGUAGGGCUUAGGUUUAGAAGUAAAAACAGUUAAAAGGGGAAAGGCGGAGUAAACGAAAAUUUUUUUUGCCGGUAGGGUGGUGCAAAAAAACGUGAAAAUGGAGGGUAGGGGUAAAAAAAAGUUCUUGCCAAUAGGGGGUGGGGUAAAACAAUCUUGGUUAGAGUAGGGUAGGGUAAGGCUUAAAAAAUUGUCAAUUCAUGAUUUUUCGGCCGAUUCUCGUCAGUUUUUUUUUCUUUUAAAAACAUGAGUACGUAUGUAUAAUAAAUGCGACAACCGGGGUGGGAAAAACUUGAAAAAACGGGACAUUUUGCCGCAGGACUUAUCCUUAUUUCCCCCUCCCCGACUUUCUUAAGUGGAUUUAUUACACAUGUUUAGCUAUUCAUAUCGCUUAUUGUAAACAGCGGGGUGAGUUCGAAACACAGUAAAGUGGUAUAGUAAAAAUGGAGAUGUUAAGCAAUUUUUUAAAAAAAAUUAUUUUUGAUUUGGGGGGGGGGAGGUGGGAGGAGGGAGGGGUGAAAGAGAGGGGCAAGUUUGUCAACAGGGGGAGGGGGCGUGUAUUUCUAGAAUCAGCUUGAGAUAAGGUGAUAUGGCAUGGUUAGUUUAAGGAUAGGGCUGGGCAUGCUGAACAUUUGGCUAGAGCAUAAAAUCUCCUAAAGUAAGGGCAGGAUAAGAAUUGAAUAAGAUUAGGACAAAGACCCACUUCCCUGCCUUGCCUUGUCAUGCCCUACCCUUGCCAUGCCUUAAGAUUGCCAUGCCCUACCUUUCUCAUGUCUUUCCUUUGUUAUGCCAUGAUUUUGUCAUGCCUUACCUUUGUCAUGCUUUACCCUUAUCAUGCGUUACUUUUGUCAUGCCCUACUCUUAUCAUGCUCUACCCUUACGAUGCCCUACCUUGUAAUGCCCUACUCUUGUAAUGCCCUACUCUUGUCAUGUCCUACUCUUGUCAUGCCUUACCUUUGUCAUGCUCUGCUCUUGUCAUGCCCUACCCUUUUUUUUGCCUUACUCUUGCCAGGUCCUACCCUUGUCGUGCCUUUUCCUUGCAUUGCCCUACUCUUAUAAUGCUCUACCCUUGUCAUGCCCUACUUGUCAUACCCUGCCCUUGCUAUGCCCUUUCCUUGCCUUACUUUUUUAUGCCCUACCCUUGUUAUGCCCUACCCUUGUCAUGGUAAUAACAUGCCCUACCCUUGUUAUGGUAUAGGUAUACAUUUACUCUGUUCUACCUUUGCCAUGCUUUAACAUUGCCUUUCUUUACCUUACCUACUAAAGUAAAAAAAAAAUUUUUUUGAAUUAAAAAAAUUUCUUGAAAAUUGAAAUUUUUUUUGAUUUUUUAAAUUUUUUUUAAUUUUUAAAAUUUCUUUUUUCAGCGGCGACGAAGCGCUGCACCCGGGUCGCCACUCUGACAUGUUUUUCCAUGCGACCUUGGCCCGGUCCUUUAUUCAGUCGCUGCGGUUGCGCGGCGACGACGACUUUGUGGACCGCCUCAACUACUACUACACGCCCAUCAUGCUGGCGGUGGCUUGUUUGAUUAUUAGUGCUAAACAGUACGGCGGAACGCCGAUUGAGUGCUGGGUGAAUCCGCAUUCGCGCGAGUCCAUGGAGGAGUACAUCGAGAGCUACUGCUGGAUUCAGAAUACCUACUUCAUACCCAUGUAUGAGAAUAUACCGGAUGAUCAUCAGACUAGGGAGAGUAGGUUUAUUUUUGAUUUUUUUUGAAAUUUUUAGGCUUUAUAAUGGAAGUUUUAGAAUUUUAAAAAUUUCUGUUAUUUUUUGUUUUCUAAAGAAAGUUCUUGCCACUAUUUGUGUUGUAAAGAAAGUUCUUGCCAUUUUUUGUUUUGUAAAGAAAGUUCUUGCCAUUUUUUGUUUUGUAAAGAAAGUUCUUGCCAUUUUUGUUUUGUAAAAGAAGUUCUUGCCAUUUUUUGUUUUGUAAAGAAAAUUCUUGCCAUUUUUGGUUUUUAAAGAAAGUUCUUGCCAUUUUUUGUCUUGUAAAGAACGUUUUUGCUAUUUCUUGCCUUGGAAAGAAAAUUCUUGCCAUUUUGUGUUUUGUAAAGAAAGUUCUCGUCAUUUUUUAUUUUGUAAAGAAAGUUCUUGCUAUUUUGUGUUUUAUAAAGAAAGUUCUUGCCAUUUUUUGUUUUGUAAAGAAAGUUCUUGCCAUUUUUUGUUAUUAUUGUUUUUUAAUUUUGGAAUUUUCAUUUUUUGGAAUUUAAAAUUUUAUGCCCUUUCCUAAACUUUUUAGAUUGCUUCCAACCUCUAUAACUCAACUGUUUUAUACCUAAUCAUUAAAAGCAGUGUCCGACGAUAAAAAUUGGUUUUAUUCCAGAUCCCCCGAGACGAAAGAGUCUAUAACAAUAUAAUUUUUAUAGGUAAUAAAGCCACAACAGAAUUUUUGUUACAUAGUUAUGAAAAUUCUUAAAAAGUGCCAUUUAUUACUAAAUUUCAAAAAAAAACAGUUAACUAAGCGACAGCACCAUGCAAAAAAUUUUUUUGACUGCACCGUGCAGUGUUUUUUAAUUCCACUGUGCAGUCUUUUUCACGUUGCACUGUGCAACGCUUUUUUGGUUGCACUGUGCAGUAAAUUUCCUUUUCUUUUUGCACCGUGCAAACAGAAAAAAUGGCAACAACUUUUUUUCACAAAACAAAAAAAUAGCAAGAACUUUCUUUACACAACAAAAAACAGCAAAAACUUUCUUUACAAAACAAAAAAUGGCAAGAACUUUCUUUACAAAACAAAAUUUUUUUUUGAAUUUUAAAAUUUCAAAAAAAAUUGUAAAAAAUUUUAAAAAUCAUUUUUCAGACCGCCAAAUCGGCUAUUACCAAUGGGUACCCUUUAUUUUGAUAGCCGAAGCUUUGAUGUUCUCCUUGCCAUGCAUAAUGUGGCGUUUGUUGAAUUGGCAGACGGGUUUGAAUAUUCAGAAUAUCGUGGCUUCGGCUUGUGAUGCCAGGACGGUGAUCGAGCCAGUAGAGAAGGAAAAGAUACUGGAAGCCAUAAGUGCGUCGGUUGUUGAUGUACUUGACCUACAGGAUCCAUUGGUCACGCCACAUCCGGCUUCUAGUGUUUUUGGUCGAUUUAAAUGCACACGGUGAGAGAUUUUGAUAAUAUUGAGCUUAGACUAAUGCUUUGGCUUAGAAAUUAGGUUUAGGUUCACGCUCAGGCACAAGCUUAGGCUUGGUCUUAGGAUUAGGCUUAGGCUUAGGCUUAGGCUUAGACUUAGGCUUAGGCUUAGGCUUAGGCUUAGGCUUAGGCUUAGGCUUAGGCUUAGGCUUAGGCUUAGGCUUAGGCUUAGGCUUACGCUUACGCUUACGCUUACGCUUACGCUUACGCUUAAGCUUAUCCUUAGGCUUAGUCUUAGCUUUAGGCUUAGGCUUUAGCAUAGGCUUAGCUUAAGGCUUAUUGCUAUGCCUAGGCUUAAGUUUAGGGUUAGACUUAUACUUCAGCUAAGACCUUACCUUAGGCUUGUAUCUAGGUCUAGGGUUGUUGGGCUUUGAGUUCUGCUUCAGCUUAGACUUAGGCAUUAACUUAUGUCUCAGUUUUGGCUUUAGCUUAGGUUUAGCCCUAUCGUUAAGCUUAGGCUUAAGCUUACGCUUAGAUUUAUGAUCAGCCAAAGUUUGAAGGUCAUGUUUAAAGGCUUGGCUUUUAGAGUGGGCUCAGCCUUAGCUUCAGCCUUAUCCGCAGCCUUAGCCCUAACCCUAGUUCUAGCCUUAGCCUUAGCGCUAGCCCUAGUUUUAGCCCGAACCCUAGCCUAAAUCCAAGCUCUAAAAUUGCUAAAACCUGAUCAAACGAACUUUAUUUUUAGGUUACUAAACGGCCACUACGUCACAUUUCUCUACAUUUUCAUCAAAAUGUGCUACACUCUGAACAUCCUCAUCCAGUUCAUGCUAUUAAACGCAGCACUAAAAUCCGACGAGUACCUACUCUUCGGCUUUCAAGUACUCUCAGACCUCUGGCAUGGUCAACCGUGGAGUGAGAGUGGUCAUUUCCCGCGAGUUACGUUAUGUGACUUUGAGGUACGAUAUCUGGCCAACACCAAUAGGUAUACGGUACAAUGUGCACUGUUAAUCAAUAUUAUCAAUGAAAAGGUGUUCGCCUUCUUUUGGUGCUGGUAUUUGGUACUCGCCAUCAUUACUACGUAAGUUUUUUGAAGUUUUUUGGUUGGAGUUUAGGCUGAAAUGGCAGUGUUGGAGGUAGAUUUUUAAAAAAAUGGCAAGGUGGUCAUUAUUUUCACAAAAAAAUAGAUUUUUAAAUUAAAAAAAAUGUUUUGACGAAAUUUGAUGAUUACAUUUUGAAGAGCACAAAAAAUUGUCUUAAUGUCAUAAAUUUUAAUUUGAUAUCAUUUUUUGUCACAGUUAUGACCAGUUGAAAAAGUCGAAAAUACAAAAAAGUUCGAUUCCGCUUGGAAACCAAUGGCUUUUUUGAAACUUUUUUUGGUUUUUAAAAUAAAUUUGUUACCUAAAAUGAUAAUUUUAAGAUUUUAAAUUAAAUUUGUAACCUAAAGCAACAGGGGGGGGACACGUUCAACUUUUUUUUCGGAAAUUUUUUUCUGGGGGGGGGGUUCCCCCCCCUCUUCUCGUCCACCCCCCUCCCUCCCUCAGCGCCCGACUCUGAUUAGAAUAUAUUUGUUACCUAAAAAGCUCAGUUUACUUUUCAAAACAGUUUAUUUAGUUCUAGUCCUACUUCUAGUGUUAAUUUUAGUCCUGGCCCUAGUCUUCACUCUGUUUUUUGGCCAUAACUUUAGUUCAAGUUCUAGCAUUUUUCAAUACUUGCCCCCCCCCUCCCAUACCUCAAUAUUGAUUAUACCUUUUGCUCUACGUCAAUAUUUCCAGAUGUUCCUCCGUCUUCUGGCUAACAAACUGUUGUUUCCAAUCAGAAAAGGUGGAUUACGUCCUCAAAUACAUGCAAAUCGCCGAAUCCAAUGACAAGAAGCGCCGUGCCAAGAUGUUCUCCACCUCGACCACCUCGAAUCAACGUGAUUCGGUGGAUUGCAAAGAGCUUGGUGUCCUGCCCAACACGUAUCUGCUUCACAAGUUCGUGUCCGAGUUCCUGAAAACGGAUGGCAUCUUCACGUUAAGGUUGAUGGCGAAUCACGCUGGCGAACUGGUGGUGAUGCACGUGAUCCGCGCGUUGUGGCGUGAGUUUUGCGAACGGAAUUGGAAGGAGAUUGAGGAUUACACGUCGUUCCGAAUGCAUUCGGUCAAGACCAACAACAACAAUAGGCGCGACUCCCAGUGCAACAAUCGCAAGAACUUUGGGUUGCGGAUGGAACAGAGCGCGUGAGUUGCCAUUUUUGGUUAGAACUGUCUUUUUAUUACCUAAAAAAGUCGGUAAAUUAAGGUAGGGUAGGGAAAGGUAGGGUAAGGUUGGGUUGGGUAGGGUAAAGUAGGCUAGGAUAAGAUAGGGUAGGACACUGUAAGGUUGGGCAGGACAGGAGGAGGGCAGUUUAAGGUUGGGUGGGUAGGGUAAGGUAAAGUAGGGUAGGGUAGAGUAUAGUAAGAUAGGAUAAGAUAGAGUAAGACACUGUAAGGUAGGGUAGGGGGGAGGGCAGGUUAAGAUUGGGUGGGUAGGGUACAGUAGAAAGAGUAGAAUAGCCAAUGCCAAGCCCUCACCAAAGCUUCAAUUUGCCUAGUUCUAUCCUUACCAUGCCAUACCUUAUUCCAAGCCAAUUUCGAAAAUUUUUGCCUUCCCCUCCCCCUUAUGAAGAUUGGGUAGGGUAGAAGAAAAAUGCUAUAAGAUUGGGAUAGGGCAAGGAAAUAAUAAGACCAGUGGUGACAGGGCAGGGUAAGAUACGUCAGUUUUUGAAAAAAAAAGGGAAGGGGUGGAUCAUGCUAAAAUUUUGAAUUUUACUUUGACUUACCCUACUAAGCCUUACUCAAGGCUAACUGACUGUACCCUACCCUACGCUUCCACUACGCUACCCUAUCCCACUCUAUUUUACCUUACCCUACUUUACCUUUUCUACCCCACCCAAGCCUACCUUAAUUUUCCCUACCUCAAGAUAUAAUACAAAGCUUUAAACUAUACUCUCCGCCCUUCCAUAGCACAUUAACCUUAAAGAUUCAGUUAUUACAGUGCCAAAUCGAAUCAUUCGGUGCAUUCGGAGCCGGUGAUAAUCGCGUCCUCGAUAGCACCACGACUGGCCGACUCCAUACACAGUGAAAAGGCAAUACUAUGA